Ogataea philodendri is the source of this 1101-nucleotide messenger RNA. RefSeq lists its product as uncharacterized. Bases 1 to 1101 code for a protein of 366 amino acids. Lineage: Eukaryota; Fungi; Ascomycota; Pichiomycetes; Pichiales; Pichiaceae. The record is from RefSeq and is a predicted model, not a curated record. The transcript has a single exon.
AUGGUACGUGAGCUUCAGCACAUCAACAACACCCACAAUCUCGCUGUUCUCGUCGUCCACCACAGGCAAAUUCAAAUACCGUCCCUCGAACAUCUGUCUAAGGGCUUGAUGGAUGGAGCUGCUAGCCAGGGCGUACGAUGGCUUUGGAGUCAUGACACGGAUCACAGAGCAGGUGCGUGGAUCGAUACCUGCGGCAAUCACUCUCAGAACGAUGUCUUUGGAGGUGAAAAUACCCGUAACCUCAUCGUUGUUCUUGGAGUCUUUCACCAGAACAGCCGUGGUCUUGUUGUCCUUCAUCAAAAUGGCAGCAUCGUGCACAGACGUCUUGAUGUCGCAGCAGACUGGAACAGUUCUGUCGGACAGAACAGAAUUGAGUCUUGGCCCAUUGAUGAUAUUCUUAAGACUCUCAAAGUACUUGAUCACGUGCAGAGGCUGACCGCCGCCAAGCUCUUCGGUGACACCUUCCAUUGCAUCGUAGAGCUUCUUGGAGCUCUCGUACAUUCUUUCGAGUUUGGUCAUGGCUUCAUUGUAGCACUUGGUGAUGUCCAACGUUCCGACAAUCUGGUGGUUGUCGUUGACCACCGGCAGAUGUCUAAAACCUUUGGUGACCAUCAAGGAGAGAGCAUCGGAAGCCAAAGUGGUGAUCUUUGCACACAUUGGGUUUGGGGUCAUGAUAUGCUCGAUAGAGGUCUGGUUGGCAUUGAGAUUGGAUCCAACAAUACGGAAUGCAAGGUCCUUGGCCGUGAAAAUACCUGCCAGUUGUCCGGCAUCGUCCACCACCAGAACACAAUUUUCCUUAGUCACAGACAUGAGCUGGGCCGCUUCGUAGACGGUGUUGGAAGGCUUCAUGAUGACCGGAUCGGAGGGCUUCAAGGACAUGACGGUCCCACUGGCGCCGGAUCCCGCCUUGGACUUUUUCUGGGGCGAGCCAAACGUGGACACCAUAGUGACGUUGUUCUUCUUCUUGAGGUCGUUUUCGAUCUUCUUUCUGAUCUGAUCGUCUUUCUUGGUUUGUCUCUUGCGGGUAGACUCCAACGGAUCCGAAGGCGGGUUCGACAGUGCCGACUGGGCCCGUCUGGGAGUUCUCACAGUGCUGUCUGA